Messenger RNA from Micropterus dolomieu (smallmouth bass), 2607 nucleotides. It is a transcript of the gene dzank1, whose product is annotated as double zinc ribbon and ankyrin repeat domains 1. The record is from RefSeq and is a predicted model, not a curated record. Gene Ontology annotation, biological process: eye photoreceptor cell development. The coding region runs from base 224 to 2422 and encodes 732 amino acids. Gene Ontology annotation, molecular function: protein binding. NCBI's taxonomy places the organism in Eukaryota, Metazoa, Chordata, Actinopteri, Centrarchiformes, Centrarchidae. The transcript has 21 exons.
UAGAAAAAAGUAGAUUUCUAUCUGUGAUCUAUAAGCCCCGCCCCCCUGCGCUGUCACUCACUAAAACCUCGUUGCCGUGGUGACGCUUCCGCACACAGACGCCGGAGCAGCAGUUUCAACAUCUUUUUAAUCUGAGCAGAGUGAGGUGUUGUUACUUUGACUUCACCGCUUCCACUUCUGCCGAUCGGUUGACUGAUGAUUGAUUGACAGGCAGGCAGUCGUCAUGACAGCCGGAGCGGUGUCGGCUCCGCUCAUCAUUCCCAUCAUCCACCUGCAGACACACAGAACCAAGAACCACAUCGACACCGACACGCCUGUCUCCAUCCAGUCAGACACUCCUGAAGUUCUGAUCUUCUACACUCUGGAUGGGUCGAAGCCGGCGGCGGCGGUGCAGCGGGGGUCAGCAGGCAGCAGCAGGAAGUACUGCGAUCCCAUCCUGCUGCCUGCUGGGCGAGUGGCUGUCAGAGCUGUAGCUGUCACCAGUGACGGCAGGGAGAGCGCCACAGUGACAAAGGUUUUCUCUGUUGAACUCGUGGAUUCAAACAGGAAGGAGAACGAGGAGAACGUCCUGCAGAGCGACCAGCGGCGUCCGUCUGAAGGAACCUCGCGGUCUGCUGGGAACUCUGCUGGAUCCUCACUGAGGCCUUCAGGUCCUCGCUUUCUGAACAGUCGACUGGGCCCUCCGACCACAGCUGCCCAAACUGGAUCUCCCCAACGUUCCCAAUCAGCGAGUUCAGGUGUGUUGAAGCAGCUGAGCAACACGGAGACGUCCCGAAUCCACCGAGAGACCGACUUCCUGCGGUGCGCUCAGUGUUUGAGUUUCCGUCCUUCAGAUCCUUUCGCUCGGUUCUGUGCUCAGUGUGGAGCCGUGGUUCCUCCUCUGCCUGAGCAGAGACUGCCCCCUGCUGAGGGAGGACAGAUGGUUUGCUGUGUGUUCUGUAACACUCUGGUUCCUGCGAACACUCAGACCUGUUUAAUCUGCGAAGCCUCCACCCAUCAACAGCUGCAGCCACAGUCCAGCCGCACACUGCAGGAUCAUGUGCUGUGUUUUUGCUGUGGAACUGGGAAUCCAGCUCACAUCUCCAGCUGUUUGACCUGCGAGAGCCGCCUGCAGCCGACGCUGCGGCUGGCGAACAGCGCCCCCUCUGUCCCGUCAGCAGACGGCAGGAUGUUGAUCUGCUCCAGGUGUAAACGUAGAAACCGCGGUGACGCCAGAUACUGCGACUGGUGCGGCUCAAAGCCCGGCCAUGCAGCCAGCUGUGUGAUUUGUUGGCGAUGUGGAGCGAGCGGACACCCCUACGCCUUCUACUGUGCAGCCUGCGGCGUCUUCCUGGAAGCUCCGCCCCCUCCCACAUCCUGCAGUGAGGUCACACGACCUGUUGGGGGUGUCGCCAACAACAAGCUGGCUACAGCCUCGGCUUCCCAUGAUGCCACCUGGCAAGCCACAUCCUCCUCUGACCCCCCACACAGCAAGAAGUUAGCCACGCCCACUGUAGAGCGUUACACGCAGACUGUAGGACUCUAUUACCCAUCAGCCACUGAGCUGCAGAGGAAGGAGGAACAGAUGGCGCAACAAGUCAGCAAGCAGCAGGCGACCAGAGACCGCCAACCGCUGCUGACCGCCGUCAGCCCGGGCAGAGGUUUCUGGAGGAAGCAGUUGGAUCAUGUGUGUGCUCACCUGAGAAGUUACGCUCAGAACAACGCCCCCUUCAGGGAUCUGCUGGGAGAGCCUCGCAUGGGCCGGAUGGUUUCUGCUGUGAUUCAGGAAGAUCGCUACGAAGUCAGUCUGACUAUCAGCUUCGUGUCGGCCGGACAGGAAGAAAAACAGGUGGGUCCAGCAGGUGAUGUUCUCGGCCUGACUGCAGGUGGGACGGAGACUCUGAGCAGCGUCACAGAGCGAUCAGCCGACAGCAGCAGUCUCAGAAGCGAUCGGCCCGCAGGUGCGAUGAAAGCUGCCAAACCAAACCUGACAUCCAAACCUCCAGUGAAGGAUGCCCAGCUGCUGAAGGAGCUGGGUCCGGGUCGAGGUCAGAUCAGCGUCAUCCAGCAGCUCCUGGAUCAGGGGGCGGAGCCUUCCUGCUGCGGCAGCGACGGCAGACAUGCUCUGGCGGUUGCCGUGGUGAACGGUCACCGUGACGCAAUUCCUGUUUUAGUGCAGCGUGGAGCAGACGUGGACCAGCAGUCCGGACGGAUGAAGAACUCGGCCCUGCAUGAAGCCGCAGCUCUGGGCUCUGAAGGUCUGCAGUGUGCUCGAGUCCUGCUCAGCUGUAAGGCCAGCGUGAGGCGGAGGAACGCCAGCGGGCAGACGGCGUACGACGUGGCGGUGAACUCCGGCUGCAACAGCAUGGUGUCUCUGCUGGCUGCCCAGACCGGACUGGACUUACUGGGCAAACUGGGAAAAGUGAACCCGGAUGUUUUCUGAAUCUGCCUCGUUUCGUCCCAAACAUCCAGAUGUUGUGACAGACUUCACCUUCAGGCUUGUAGCACAGAAACACCGGACUCUUUACGAUCCUGAAGCAGUGGCUGCUGGGAGAGGAUGGUAUUUUGAUUGAGAUACUUUUUACUAGAUUUUAAACUUCGUCGAUGAAUAAAAAGUUGUGAAAAACA